Molecule: messenger RNA, 2799 nt
Organism: Papilio polytes (common Mormon)
Lineage: Eukaryota; Metazoa; Arthropoda; Insecta; Lepidoptera; Papilionidae
Gene: NGR-A8
Product: probable G-protein coupled receptor 139
Exons: 9
Coding region: 240-1331 (363 amino acids)
Biological process (GO): G protein-coupled receptor signaling pathway
Cellular component (GO): membrane
Molecular function (GO): G protein-coupled peptide receptor activity
Source: RefSeq, a predicted model, not a curated record
UAAAUGGCCGACUUCGUGAACUUCGCGUUGCUACCAAGCGAAUACGGACCUUAAGUUACAGUAUCGAUAUUAUAAUUAUAAAUUACAAAUAAAAAACUAAAUACUUUUAGGUGCAAUAUAAGUGAGAACAAUACGAGAAUUUUAAAGUGUAAUUUUUGUUCUGCAUCUAUUGCACAAGGAUAAAUAACAAUGGGAUUAACGAACUAAAAUAUUCAACAGCAGUUUUAAAAAAAAUCAAAAUGACGAACAAAUCGCAGAUCCUUUACAAUAUUUUCCAAGAGAUACUGGCAGCAUCGGGGAACUCUUCAGACAGCCAGAGCAUUAAUGAGACCAAGAUCUUAUCAGUGUUACGUGAGCAGACCGCAAAAGGGCAAGGCAAUAAUUUGGGCUCGAUUCUAGUGAAGGUUGUAAGUGAUGCACAGAGUAAACUCAACCUCACCAUCAAACCUGAUCCCUGUGGCUACUGCGAUGGUGACUUCAGACACGUUAUAGAAACAUACAAUGGAAUUCACGGAUACGUCAGUUUAUUGGUCUGCACUAUUGGAGUUCUUGCAAACUCUAUGAAUAUAGCUGUGCUAACUAGGAAGGACAUGGCGGCAGCACCUAUCAACCGCCUACUCAAAUGGCUCGCCGUUGCCGACGUUUUCGUGAUGGUUGAAUACGUACCUUUCGCGAUAUAUAAAUACUUAGUUUUGCCGGAAAAAUUAGACUUUCCAUAUUCUUGGGCGAUGUAUCUACUAUUUCACAUGCACUUUGCUCAAAUACUACACACGGCGUCCAUCUGCCUCACGCUAGCGCUGGCCAUUUGGAGAUAUGUCGCUAUCAAAUACUCCGACAGAAGCCAUAUACUCUGCACGGAACGGAGAUGCAGCCUCGCAAUUCUUACUAGCUUCAUUCUUCCGCCGAUAUUGUGUACUCCAACAUUUAUGGUAUUUGAUAUCUAUACAAAGAACGUGAGCGACGCUGAAAAGAUGGUCAAGCGCCAGCACAAAGCAGAUAAAAGAACUGACAGAACGACGAAAAUGUUGCUGGCGGUGUUGCUACUGUUUCUCGUAACAGAACUUCCUCAAGGUAUUAUGGGGCUGAUGAGCGGACUGCUCGGCCCUUGCUUCUUCAAGCGAUGCUACAAUUUAUUUGGAGAGAUCAUGGACAUGUUGGCGCUGGUGAACGGUGCUAUCAACUUUAUCCUGUACUGCUCGAUGUCCCGCCAGUUCCGGCAGACGUUCCGGCAGCUGUUGCUUCAGAGGCCACUCGCUCGCUUCUUGCCACCCGCCGCCUCGCACUCUGAGUCCCACAACCAAAACACGUGCUCGGAAAAGAUAAAAAGAUAAUUCUGCAAACACAUCGUAAGCUGUCUACAGCAAAGACGUCGGUACCUUGAGGUCGGGUUCGCCAGGCGAAUGUUCCCGCUGUGUGCGAACAUUUCCUUUAAGAACUGUCAACUGUCGCAAAGACUUAGGUAGGUAGGAACAUUUCAGUGAAGUGUUAUUUAAAUAUCACGAUACAACUACGUCAAAAGGUUGUCAUGGCAACGUACAAUACGAGGCUAGGAUUUUAUGGCGACAGUGUUUCAAAAAACAUUUGAUAGUGGGAAACAAGAUUAAUAAUUAUUGGAGUGUAAUAUACUUUGUUUAAAACUUUAAUGUAUCAGUGCUUUUAAAUCUUUUGUAAAUAAAUAUAUAUGAUAUUUAUAGCUAUAGAUUUUCAUUGUCAAGUUAUGUGUUUCAAACUAGUAGCCUCGCGAAGAAUGUUUGUCGAUUACUCCCCCACAAGUGUCACCGACCGCGUCCUUAGCUCGUCUGCUCUACUGAGCGUGCAUCGGUAAACGCGUGACGUCAUGAGGCUAUAGACAAAGAUUUUACGCACGAGGAAAUAUGCGAUUAUAUUGUAUUGAUAUAAUAAUGUUACUGUUUUUAUCACCCGACUGGAAAAGUUUUUUCGUAAAUGUAUAAGUUUGUUUUAUAUUUGUUUAAUGUUUUGUAACUGGUUGAUACAAAAGAUUAUAUUGAUGAUUUUUCUUAAUUAGAUAGUAAUUUUGUUAUCAUAUAAAAUAAAAUAAAUGUACAAACAUUGUGAAGUAAUUGGCGGGAAAAAUGUGUUAUCUUUUGUAGAAAGUAACAUGAGAUACAAAAUUUAGUGAUGAUUUUUUAAAUUUCAAAAUGUAUUUAAUUUCAUUUUUCAAACAAAUGUUUCCGGAUAUUACUUCAAAGCUUGGAUUUAUUUGUUUUCUCCGCAAUUCAAUACAGCGAUAAAACCGGAUAUCGAAAACUAUUAUUAACGGAUGUAAUGGUCGAGUAUUUGGUUACUAUUUUAUGUUUGUUUCAAGGAAAUGUAGCUCAACGAUAGAUUUUUCUUUUUAGAUCUUAAUGAUUUAUCUAUAUUAUAACGUACAUACUAACUUCUUCAGAGGCAUAAACUUCGAAAGUAUGUUAAAAUUACUCUUCCACCUUAUGUGAAAUUUGAAAUAAAAAAUAAAUAUUAAUAGUGAAGUAAGAAAUAUUUCCAUUAAUCCUUACAAUUUGAGGUUCUAAAGACACGGUGUUCUAUAUGCAAUUGGAGGUUAUGAAGUUUGAUUUGUACCAUAAUAGAAAUAAAAAAAGUAAUGAACGUAACACAAUUAAAUUCUAGUCCAAUAAGUAAUUAAUCAUUAGAUUAUUAUUUAGAUUUAAGACAAAGUGUAAAGAUUUUCUAAUAUAAGAAAUGUUAAAAAUAUGAACCGAUUCCAAAAUUAUACUCUAAAAUUAAUUUUCUAUCUGUUCAACUAGAGUCUGCUCUUUGUUCAUACUGAUGAAAAUAUUA